Symbiodinium sp. CCMP2456 is the source of this 2025-nucleotide messenger RNA. Lineage: Eukaryota; Dinophyceae; Suessiales; Symbiodiniaceae. The record is from the annotation of a GenBank genome assembly.
GCGGGACAGCUUGGCAACGAAGUCGCUCCAAGGACCAAGGCCGCGGCAGCCGUGCACUCGAUCGAGCAGGAUGAGCCGGAGCAGGAAGCGAUCGACGAGGAGCUCGAGGCGAUGGAAGCUCUACUCGCCGAUUUCGGCGAGGACGAGGCGGCUCCACAGGAGCCUGGCUACUUCGAGGAAGAUGAGGCGGCGGAGAUUCUGGCGAUGAUGAUCAAGGAGAAACGGAAGACCUACACCCAGUCGGCCCAGAUCAAGAAGGAUAAGGAACUGGGGCGAGGAUACCGGCAAGGCGCCGGGAAUUACCGGGAUCGAACAGGUCCGAUUCGACCGGGUACCUACAAGCUCUCCAUCGCCGAGCUGAAGCAGCGGACCCUUUGCAAACGUUGCAACAAGGUCGGACACUGGCACCGCGAGUGCCCGAAUCCGCCAGCAGCAGGAUCCCGCGAAAGCCAGAAGGAGGCCCACCUCUUGGAGAUCGACCUCGAGCCCUACGAAGAUGCCCUCUUCUGCCACUACCUCGAGGCAGGAGACCAGCCGGAAGCCCUUCAUGAGCCUGAGAGCGGGUUCGACAUUUUGUCAGGGAGCAAGGAGCCACAAGGCUACGGCAAAGGCCGUGAUAAAACGACUUACAACGCGGUCAUCCCUUGCAGCGUGGGAAGGCGGGGAUGUUACAUGAAACCUGCGGUAUUCACGGAGGGUCACAGCCGAAAUGCCCCUUUUCUCAUUUCUCUCCGGUUUUUAAUGCAGAGCGGGGCCGUGAUCAGCCUCAAAGAGGUAGCUCUGAACGUGCCCUGGCUGGAGGACAACACGGGGAGUUUGAAAUGCUCAACCUCUGCACCCAGUGCCUUCUCAAGCAAGAAGACAAGGACUGCUGUGCCUUUGCUACGCCUCCCGCCUCUGUUGCCAGCCAUGGACUGCUCUUCGCCGAAGAACAAGCGAGCCAGGGAGCAGCCCGACCCGGACCGCCUCAACACGAUCUACGUGUGCUGGCAGCGGAUGAUCUUGAAGGUCGCCGUUUGCCCCAUCGCCCAGCUGACGGUGAGCAUGUUCAAGAACUCCGUGGAUGCCUCCCUGCAGCAUGUGAAGAACCACUUGGAGGAGCUUCGUCCCGAAUCUCUUCGGGACCUUCGCGACGAGGUGAACAAGGUGCUCAACAACCGGCAGACCGAGGACCACGACAUGUACGAGCAGUUCCGCGAGUGGCGGAAGAACCGGAAAACGUCACCAAGCAGCAAGGAUGGGAGCUACGCCCUGAUCCCCGAGGAGGAGGAGUCCGAGAGCGGCUUCACCCUGACCUCCGGGUACGCCCACUUCAACCAGAAGACGGGCAGCCGCGGUCGCCGACUAAGCACUCCCUCGCCUCGGUCCCCCGGACAGCCUCCCCAAGGACCACCUACGCCACAGCCGGUGAGACAAAAACUCCCGACACGGUCUCAGAAGACUCACACGUCGACCAGCUCCGCCAAGACGAAGAACAAGAUGAUGGAGGUCGACCACGAGAAGCUGCGCGUCGAGUCCAACGCGUUGAUCACGGACAAGAAGGUGCAGCAGGAGAUCUACACCACGGCGUUCCACGUCCUCGACCCGGACACGCCGAUUUGCGACUGCCGCCAAGGAUGCAAGGUGGAGCUCAGUGCCACGACCCAGAACCCCGACAAGGUGUUCUACAACUGUGCGAACACGGAGCCACAGCGCCAGUGUGGAGUGUUCCGCUGGGCUCCUGUGCAGCCCCUCCUGGACGACAGCUUUGCGGAGAUGCGCCAUCGUUUGGCCCAGGGCUAUCCGAGGAACCUUACCUCCCGGGAGCUCCUGGUGAAGAUCCUUCAGAAGUCCUGCCCUCACCACUCGACGGUGGCCUCGGGAUCCAAUGCCUUUGUCCACCGGACACGUUGCCGGGCCUGCCAGAAGGUGAUCAACAUCGAGCGCAAGGCGAGCAGCUCGGAGAAGAUGAGCGGCAGCGAGGCGGAGAGCUUCAACCACGAGGAGUAUGCGACGUUCAUCCAAUGGAAGCGGGACCGCUACUGA